AUGAGCGACGAGAAAAAGCUGGAUUUAUGUAAAAAAUAUUUUCUGAUCGGCGCCUGCUUUUUGCCAUUUGUCUGGCUUACCAACUUUUUCUGGUUCUUUAGCGAUGCGUUUGUGAUUCCGAGAAACGUGCAGCGUGUGGAAAUGCGCAAGUACGUCGUCGGUUCGGGAAUUGGCACGAUUUUUUGGUUGAUUAUAAUUUUAUCAUGGGAAAUCAUUUUCCAGCUUUAUCGUGAUCUUGGCAUCGAAUGGGCCGAUUAUUUGACAUUUGUCUUCCCAAAAGGACGAGUUUAA
Molecule: messenger RNA, 291 nt
Organism: Caenorhabditis bovis
Lineage: Eukaryota; Metazoa; Nematoda; Chromadorea; Rhabditida; Rhabditidae
Source: the annotation of a GenBank genome assembly